Apis cerana (Asiatic honeybee) is the source of this 2729-nucleotide messenger RNA. RefSeq names its product ATP-dependent RNA helicase vasa (gene vas). Gene Ontology annotation, molecular function: RNA helicase activity; ATP binding; nucleic acid binding. Lineage: Eukaryota; Metazoa; Arthropoda; Insecta; Hymenoptera; Apidae. The record is from RefSeq and is a predicted model, not a curated record.
GGCUGCUCUGUCAGCUCUUUGUUCAUAGUGGCAACGGUUGGACAUUGUCAGCGUUUCUACUCUUACGGUUGGGCGGUCUCAUUCGUCUUUCGACAGUUGCGGAAGACGAUCUGUAUUAUCGAUUUGUUCGAUUUUUUCAAAUAAACCUCGCUUAUCUUCCUUCGUCAACAAUCAAAAAAAUAUAAUGGCUGAUGACUGGGGCAAUACUGUUUCUUACACUAAUGAAAAAGAUCAAUCUUAUUUUGAUGAAGGUGGACGUAGUUAUGGAAAAGGAAGAGGAUUUAUAAUACAAAAUAACAAUAACGAUGAUUGGCCUGUGGGUAAAAUAAAUUCCAAUAUUGGAAUUAUAAAUGAAAGUGAAUUCAACAAUGAAAAUUAUUGGCAAUGUAACGAUAAGAAGAUUGAUAUUGAAGAAACUGGUAAAGGUAAAGGUAGAGGUCAUGGUAAAGGAGGAUCUAGAGGAAGAGGAGGCAAUCGUGGAAGAACAGGAUUUAAUAAUAGAAAUAAAGAUGGUGAUAAUAAUAAUGAGAAUAACGAUUAUGGUAAUCAGGAUAAUAGAAACGAUAAACGAAAAAAAACAUUUGCUGCUCGAGAAGAUAAUGAUGAGGAAGAAGCACAAAAGCCUAAGGAACAAUAUAUUCCGCCAGAAUUACCUAAUGAUGAAAAAUCAUUAUUCGAAAAUGGUGUCGAGAUAGGCAUUAAUUUUGAUAAAUAUGAUAAUAUUCAGGUUAACGUGAGUGGAGAGAAUGUCCCUCAAUCGAUAGAAAGUUUUGAGGCAGCUGGUCUUAGAAAUAUUGUUUUAGACAAUAUAAAAAAGUCCGGAUAUAAAAAACCUACUCCUGUACAGAAACAUGCUUUGCCAAUUAUUAUGAAUGGUAGAGAUUUAAUGGCUUGUGCUCAAACUGGUUCAGGAAAAACUGCUGCAUUCGCAGUCCCUAUUAUAAAUACAUUAUUAGAGAGAUCUGUCGAUUUGGUUGUAACUUCGACAUAUUGCGAACCGCAAGUUGUCAUCGUGUCGCCCACUCGAGAACUUACCAUACAAAUAUGGCAACAAAUUGUUAAAUUUUCACUCAAUUCGAUUUUGAAAACUGUAGUUGCAUAUGGUGGAACAUCUGUUAUGCAUCAAAGAGGAAAGCUUUCUGCUGGUUGCCACAUACUUGUAGCAACACCUGGAAGAUUAUUAGAUUUUGUAGAAAAAGGAAGAGUAAAAUUUUCUUCUGUACAGUUUCUCGUAUUGGAUGAAGCUGAUCGUAUGUUAGACAUGGGAUUUUUACCUAGUAUCGAAAAGAUGGUGGAUCACGAGACUAUGGUUCCUUUAGGUGAAAGGCAGACAUUAAUGUUUUCUGCCACUUUCCCGGAUGAAGUGCAACAUUUGGCAAGAAGAUUUUUAAACAAUUAUUUGUUCCUUGCGGUUGGUAUCGUAGGUGGAGCUUGUUCAGACGUGGAACAAAACUUUUACGAAGUUGCUAGAAAUAAGAAAAAAGACUUGCUCAAAGAAAUAUUAGAAAGAGAAAAUGAUUCGGGUACAUUAGGCGGAACUCUAGUAUUCGUCGAGAUGAAAAAGAAAGCCGAUUUUAUUGCUGUUUUCUUAUCUGAGAAUAAUUAUCCUACUACCAGUAUUCAUGGCGAUAGAUUACAGAGACAAAGGGAAGAAGCAUUAGCUGAUUUUAAAAGUGGAAGGAUGUUCAUUUUAGUAGCUACAGCGGUUGCUGCGAGAGGUUUAGACAUUAAAAAUGUUUCGCACGUUAUAAAUUACGACUUGCCAAAAGGGAUUGACGAGUACGUUCAUCGAAUUGGAAGAACUGGACGUGUAGGAAAUCGAGGACGGGCGACUUCUUUCUUCGAUCCUGAAGAAGACGCACCAUUGCGAGGUGAUCUUGUCAGAAUAUUGAAACAAGCAAAUCAAUCCGUACCAGAUUGGUUAAUGGGUGGAAACGCGAAUAGGAAUUUCAUGCCUGGAAGAGGUAUAAGCAAAUUUGGAGGCGAAGAUGUUAGAGAGGUACGUAUGUGUUUAUAUAUUUUUAAUCUUUUUUUUCAUUCUAAUAUUGUAAUUGAAAUUAAAUAUAAUAAUAAUUAGAAAAUAAAUAAUAUAUAUAUAUACACAUAUACAUAUAUACAUAUAUAAUAUUUGUAUACAGUCUGAAAUAUUUGCGGAAGAAUAUACGGAAGAAGCAUAUUCCGUACCACAAGAACCGGAAGAAGAUUGGUAGAAAAUUUAUUUUUUUCAUUUACAUAUAUUUUAUCGUAUUACUCUUAGAAACAGAGUAGUAAGCUUUGUUUCUUUAUUCGCUAAGUCAGAGGUACAAAGAAUUUUCUAUUCAUUAUAUUUUUAUAUAUUUAACGUUAAUAAUCCAACAAGAUUAAUACAUUAAUAGUAACUUUUUUUUUAUCUAAAUAAACAGUAAUUAAUAACUUAUUUAUAUGAAAUAGACUGGAUUGUAAACUUGUUUAGAACUAUAAGUUACAUACGAGAUAAUAUAAUGUUAGUUUUGUUGAUGCGAAAAGUUUAACUUUAAGAGAUAAUAUGCAAUUUGCGAAAACGUUCCAGUUGUAUUUUUGAAUACAAGUUUAUCUUAUUGUAUCGAUCGUACAAAUAUUAGCUUUUAAGACCAAAUCAUGAAAUUAUUAUACGUAAAGACACAACACUUUAUUUUAUAAAACGGUACUCUCUAAUAUUAUGUUAAGUGUUUUGUACGUUCCUUUUUAUAAUAAAAAGUUGCAACGACGAA